Pteropus alecto (black flying fox) is the source of this 1040-nucleotide messenger RNA. RefSeq names its product nudix hydrolase 2 (gene NUDT2). Gene Ontology annotation, biological process: ATP biosynthetic process; AMP biosynthetic process. The record is from RefSeq and is a predicted model, not a curated record. Gene Ontology annotation, molecular function: bis(5'-nucleosyl)-tetraphosphatase (asymmetrical) activity. NCBI's taxonomy places the organism in Eukaryota, Metazoa, Chordata, Mammalia, Chiroptera, Pteropodidae. The transcript has 4 exons. The coding region runs from base 267 to 773 and encodes 168 amino acids.
UCCAUCUUUCAACCAAUCGUUCGGCUUGAGUGAAGAUCUCGCGAUGUUCUAAGUGAGAGAGUGGCACCUUUGAGGCAGGUCGAGGAUCCUUCUCCUUCAUACUAUUGGUCACCCAAAGCGCAAUCGCGCUCUCCGGUUUGGUCAACAUACUCUAUCUCCGUCAAAGGGCCGCCUCUUGCCUACCUCUGGUUCAGGGCCACUUGUGCUGCAAGCCCUGCUAUAUCAUGGUAAGGAGAGCUGAAUAACGGAAAAGAGUAUAGUCUUUGAUGUUGGGCUUACUUGGAUUCAAAUCUCGCCAUUCACAGACCAACUAUACCUUUGGACAGACCAUGGCCCUGAGAGCAUGUGGCUUGAUCAUCUUCCGAAGACGCCUCAUCCCCAAGGUGGACAACACUGCAAUUGAGUUUCUACUGCUGCAGGCAUCAGAUGGCAUUCAUCACUGGACUCCUCCUAAAGGCCAUGUGGAACCAGGAGAAAAUGAAUUGGAAACAGCCUUGCGGGAGACUCAGGAGGAAGCAGGCCUAACAGCAAGCCAGCUGACCAUUAUUGAGGGGUUCAGAAAGGAGCUCAAUUAUGUGGCCAGGAAGAAGCCUAAAACAGUCAUCUUCUUGCUGGCGGAGGUGAAGGACUACGACGUGGAGAUCCGCCUCUCCCAUGAACACCAAGCUUACCGCUGGCUGGGGCUGGAUGAGGCCUGCCAGUUGGCUCAGUUCACGGAAAUGAAGGCAGCACUCCAAGAAGGACACCAAUUUCUCUGCUCCACAGUGGCCUGAGCUGCCUGAAACAGAGUAAUUUGCCUCAGUAGGAUCCUUGAGGGCCUUCUGAAAUGAACCCACCUUCAGCUCCAAGGAAGGUUGUUCUAGUCUUUGACUCAUCAUAGCAAAGAGUAGAUCGGUUAGUAAAAUAAGCUGAGGACUCUCAGAGGAGAGCAAGCAAAAAUCUUAGCUGGGUAGAAAGAAAGACAAAGGAGGAGUUAAAAAAAAGGCCAAUAAGUGCAUCCUUGUACUUAAUAAAUUUCAAGCAGAGAUCUGUUCUUCUAA